AUGGCGGCCUCAGCCUUGCUCAAAAGCCGGUGUCGACGAGCUUCGUACCUAAACAAACUCGCAAAGGCAGAGGACCUCAUCGACCUGUUCCCGCAUGGCUCAUACAUCGGCUGGUCAGGCUUUACAGGAGUAGGAUAUCCCAAAAAAGUCCCGACGGCCUUGGCCGACCAUGUCGAGAAGAAUGGACUCGAGGGAAAGCUCAAGUACAACCUGUUUGUGGGAGCGUCGUCCGGAGCAGAGACCGAGAACCGAUGGGCCCGACUCAACAUGAUCGAACGACGAGCUCCUCACCAGGUCGGCAAGGAGAUCGCCAGGGGCAUCAACAACGGCAACAUCAAAUUCUUCGACAAGCAUCUCAGCAUGUUCCCUGUGGACUUGAUGUACGGGUACUAUACCAUGCACAAGGAGAACAAUCGACUCGACGUCGCCAUUGUCGAGGCAUCCGCCAUCACCGAGGACGGCGGAAUCAUACCCGGCGCCAGUGUCGGGGCAUCUCCUGAGAUCAUCCAGAUGGCCGACAAGAUCAUCAUCGAAGUCAACACGGCCGCUCCCAGUUUCGAGGGACUGCACGACAUCACAAUGACGGACCUGCCGCCACGAAGAAAGCCAUACCUGAUCAUGGCGCCCGAGGACCGCAUCGGUACGCCACAUAUCCCCGUCGACCCGGAGCGGGUGGUCGCCAUUGUCGAAUCCGACUACCCCGACCAGACCAGCGAAAAUGCACCCGAGGACGACACGUCGCGAGCCAUUGCGUCCAACCUGAUCGAGUUCCUCCAACACGAGGUCAAGCAUGGUCGACUGCCCGCGAACCUGCUCCCCAUCCAGUCCGGUAUUGGAAACAUCGCCAACGCCGUGAUCGGCGGCCUGGCCAAGGGCGGGGCCAACUUCAAGAACCUCAAGGUGUGGACUGAGGUGUUGCAGGAUUCGUUCCUGGACCUCUUCGACAGCGGGAAUCUGGACUUUGCAACUGCCACGUCUAUCCGAUUCUCGCCGGGCGGGUUCAAGCGGUUCUACGAUGGGUGGGAACAAUACCACAACAAGGUUCUGCUCCGAUCUCAACAAGUGUCCAACUCUCCUGAGAUCAUCCGACGCUUGGGCGUGAUUGGAAUGAACACGCCGGUCGAGGUCGACAUCUACGCUCACGCGAACAGCACCUGCGUCAUGGGAUCCCGUAUGCUCAACGGCCUCGGUGGCUCGGCCGAUUUCCUGCGCUCGUCCAAAUACUCGAUCAUGCACACGCCCAGCUCGCGGCCCACCAAGACCGACCCUACGGGCAUCACCUGCAUCGUGCCAAUGUGUACGCACGUCGAUCAGACCGAACACGAUUUGGAUGUCGUGGUUACCGAAGUCGGCUUGGCCGAUGUUCGAGGACUGUCUCCACGCGAGAGAGCCCGAGUCAUCAUCAAGAACUGUGCACACCCUGAGUACAGACCGAUUCUGGAGGAUUACUUCGACAAGGCAGAAUUUGAGUGCCUGAGGAAAGGAAUGGGUCACGAGCCUCAUCUGCUCUUCCAGGCGUUUGACAUGCACAAGAACUUGGUGGAGAAUGGCACCAUGAAGAUUAGCGGGUGGAAAUGA
This is a messenger RNA of Exophiala spinifera, 1578 nucleotides long. Its product is annotated as acetyl-CoA hydrolase. NCBI's taxonomy places the organism in Eukaryota, Fungi, Ascomycota, Eurotiomycetes, Chaetothyriales, Herpotrichiellaceae. The record is from RefSeq and is a predicted model, not a curated record. Bases 1 to 1578 code for a protein of 525 amino acids. The transcript has 6 exons. Gene Ontology annotation, molecular function: acetate CoA-transferase activity; acetyl-CoA hydrolase activity. Gene Ontology annotation, biological process: acetate metabolic process. Gene Ontology annotation, cellular component: mitochondrion.